AUGAGGUCCUGGGCGAGUUUGCGGCAGCUGAGACUGCAGAUGAAGCCAAGGAGGUCUUGGCUCAGGCAGGUGCUGGCCUCCAGCAUGUCUUCGCCGUGGCGCAGCAUCGGGAGACAUGGGGAGCGCAAGGAAGCCAGUAUGCUCUGCCCGGAGGCAGCACACGGCCUGCUGGACAUCACAUUGGUAAAAGAGGUGCAGGGAGGCGAGGGCCAGUAUUUGUACGAGCCUGAUCCGGAGUCCCCCACGGGCCAGGCGGUCCCGCAGACCCCAACUUCGAGCGGGUCGUCUACGUACCGUUCGUGCUAG
This is a messenger RNA of Symbiodinium sp. CCMP2592, 306 nucleotides long. The record is from the annotation of a GenBank genome assembly. NCBI's taxonomy places the organism in Eukaryota, Dinophyceae, Suessiales, Symbiodiniaceae.